Messenger RNA from Seriola dumerili (greater amberjack), 5474 nucleotides. RefSeq names its product ubiquitin carboxyl-terminal hydrolase 42-like (gene usp42). Gene Ontology annotation, biological process: regulation of apoptotic process; protein deubiquitination. The record is from RefSeq and is a predicted model, not a curated record. The transcript is spliced from 18 exons. The coding region runs from base 79 to 3768 and encodes 1229 amino acids. Gene Ontology annotation, cellular component: nucleus; cytosol. Lineage: Eukaryota; Metazoa; Chordata; Actinopteri; Carangiformes; Carangidae. Gene Ontology annotation, molecular function: cysteine-type endopeptidase activity; cysteine-type deubiquitinase activity.
CGCCGGACACCCGCUGGAAAUAAGGAAUGGAUUUACAACCGCUAUUAACGUAUUCGUAACAUAUUCCAGCAAUGAACAAUGACCAUAGUUGACAGAUCUUCAGAAAAAUCUGACCACGAGUCAGUCGGGUGUAAGCGAUCCCCCUUCACCAGUGGAGACGUGGGGAUGGACGGCAGCUGUUCCAGCAGCUGGGCAGUGGGCCCCACAAUGCCCAGUGACUCUCCGAGGCUGAAGGCUCCAGGAGGCUGCCUGGGCCCCACGCCUGGAGCUGCCGUCUACAACAGUACCCCCUCCCCUGUGGACCGACCCAAGGAGCAAGUGAUAAGCGGUGGUGACGGCAUCGACUUGCCCCAGAAGGUCCUCUUCCCUCCAGAGCGGCUCAACCUGAAGUGGACCCAGGUUCACCGCAUUGGUGCAGGUCUGCAGAACAUGGGGAACACCUGCUUCCUCAACUCAGCCCUGCAGUGUCUCACCUACACCUCUCCGUUCACCAACUACAUGCUGACACGGGAGCACUCUAAAACAUGUCAUGAGCCGGGGUUCUGUAUGAUGUGUACCAUGCAAAACCACAUCAUUCAGGUUUUUGCCAACUCUGGGAAUGUCAUUAAGCCCAUUGGUGUGAUCAAUGAGCUCAAAAGGAUAGCAAAGCACUUCCGCUAUGGAAGCCAAGAGGAUGCCCAUGAGUUCCUGCGGUACACAGUUGAUGCUAUGCAAAAGUCCUGCUUACCUGGAACCAAAUUGGACAGGCAAACACAGGCAACCACUUUCAUCCAUCAAGUAUUUGGCGGGUACCUAAGGUCCAGAGUUAAAUGUUUAAACUGCAAAGCAGUCUCAGAUACAUUUGACCCUUUUCUGGAUAUUACUCUUGAAAUUAAGACGGCUCCCAGUGUCUCCAAAGCUCUGGAGCAGUUUGUUAAACCAGAGCAGCUGGAUGGAGAAAACGCCUACAAAUGCACCAAGUGCAAAAAAAUGGUCACAGCCUCAAAGAGAUUUACCAUCCACCGCAGCUCUAACGUGCUCACCCUCUCACUCAAACGGUUUGCAAACUUCAGUGGAGGCAAAAUUACUAAGGAUGUGAAAUAUCCAGAGUACCUGGACCUGCGGCCUUUCAUGUCUCAGUCCCAGGGAGAGUCCCAGGUCUACGGGCUGUAUGCUGUACUGGUCCACUCUGGAUUCAGCUGUCAUGCUGGACACUAUUUCUGCUAUAUUAAGGCGAGCAACGGUCAGUGGUAUCAAAUGAACGACUCCUCUGUGUCUGUCAGUGACAUCAGGUCUGUUCUCAACCAGCAGGCAUAUGUCCUUUUCUACAUCAAAUCCAAUGAUGUGAAAAAAACAGGGGACUACGGUCACAUGAGCCAUAACCCGGGAAUCCCUGGUCAGUCGUCUCCGCGACCUGUGGUGAUACCACGCAUCAACACCACCGUCCACCACAACAACAUUGGCUUCAUAGGUCCCCAGCUGCCCCCACACAUGACUAAGAGCGCUCUCCACGUCAAUGGGAAUGGAUCUCUGAGGGACUAUCCCACAAGCUCCAAGCCUAGCACCAGCAGCAGUGUUGUGGGAAAACCUAGCCAUGGACUGGCCUCUUCCUCCUCCAUCUCCCACUCGAUCAGCCGGCCCACAAUGAUCCCAGAUCACGACAAACGCCAGAAGCUUUCAUUCUUUAUUGGACAAGGCAAACAGAACCGCCCAUCCUCCUCCUCCUCCUCCUCCUCCUCCUCCUCCUCAUCAUCCUCUUACAGCCAGCCGUCCUCUGCCAGCAGCAGCAGCUCCUCCUCCAGCUCUUUAUCCUCCUCACAAUCUACCUCAGAUAUCCACUCAGACGUUCGCUUUGUUCCUCGUCAGCUUAACCAUGUUAACGGCACGUCUUGCAGUAACGGGGAUCACCAUACUGGAGGUAAUGGAGCGUCGUUCCUGGUGCCGUACGGCCAAGAGUCGUCAGAGGAAUCAGACCAGGAGAACUGUGGCGCUCUGGAUAACGGCUGUUUAGCCAAGUCGCAUCUUAAUGGAAAUAACACAACAGGAGAUGUCUUUGAUAAUUCUCCUCAAGCCACAAAUGGAGAGUCAGGAGUGCACCAUAAUGGUAACGGAUUAAAUGGAUCAACCUAUGGCGUCUCUAAAUCAGGCCAAAACGGGCACCAUUAUGGACAACACAAAAUCAAUGGACACAAAACCUCUGAGAAGAUCUCUGGCAGUAAUCUUGGAAGUGUUUCCUCUGUGGCUCCCAUUGCUACUAAUGGAGUAGAUGGUGACCAUGGUGAACCAAGCAAAGAGGUUUAUAAUUCAGCCUCAUCCCACCAGGCCAGUUCUUCUCAGAGCGUCCAUCCGGCUGCCAGUGAAAGCCAGCACCUCUCCACUCCUCACACAAGGGCUAAAACUGUGUCUGAACCCCUGCUUCAGCAUACAGCAUCUUCCGCUGUCAGCACGCCACCUUCAUCUACUGCUACAAAGACCCAUUCUGUCGGAUCUAGUGAAUCUGCUUCCGCUUCUGCACAUCAUGGCAACCCUGCGGCCUUAUCCACCCCGCCAGACUGCUCCCAAAGCACCAGUGGGGCACCUGCUGCUCCACAGAAGGUUAGCGUAAGUGGGGCUGAAGCCAAGGAUCUACCACAGACCAAUGGACCGUCAGCAGGGAAUGAAGGACGUACAGAUGCUAAGGAGCAGCAUCAGUACAAGCCCAGUUCUAAAGGGAAUGAAAGACAACCUUCCCGAGACAGGGAGAGAGACAGACUGCACUCUGACUGGAGCAGAGACAGAGAAAGACACUACAGGGACAGGAGUCAGGAGCGAGAAAGUGACAGUGAUCGUCAUCGAUACAGGCGGGACUACCGAGAUCACCGCCACCAUCAUCGCUCGUACAGGGAUCGUUUGCCUCCCCAUGAUCGAUACUACAGGGACUGGGAUUCUGAGCGUCGCUAUGAGCGGACUGUCCACCACCCCAGGGAGCGCGAUCGCGACAGGUGCUCUCACCAUUACCACUACUACCACCACCACAGAUCCAGAGAGGCCUGGGACUCUGAGCGGAGGGGACACGGCUAUUCAUACCGCGAGGACUCUCACAGUCGCUGGAGGUGGCAGCAGGAGAGUCGAGAAUCCCGGGUGACAAAGGACAAGAGCAACGGCAGGGAGAGGAACUGUUACCCUUCAAAAGAGGAGACUUCCUUGCCGGACACAAUGCCAGAAACAUCCUCAAAGUCCAAGGACUCGCCCCCUCGGGCUCCUCUCUCCACGUCUAGAUCAGCUCCAAACAGGGAGGAUCAAAAUCACAAAAGGACUGUUGAUAAUCCGGGCAAGGAGAGAGACGACAGCUCUGAGGCCUGUCACUCUAAAAAACACAAAAAGAGCAAGAAAAAGAAGAAGUCAAAGGAUAAAGACAGACACCGUGAGAGCGGUAGUUCUGACAUGGAUUCAGACAGAGCCGCUGAAAUGAAAAAGAAAAAGAAGAAAAGCAGGAGGCAGCGGGACAGUGAUGCGGAGCAGCACAGUCCAGGAGCCACUCAGAGCCACAAGAACAGAAGCAGCGAGGAGAGGGAAAGCCGCAAGCGACGUCACCAUGACAGCAAGGACGCUAAACAUGACAACGGUUUUUCACCGGAAAAACGCCGGCGCACAGACUACACUGAUGGCAGCAGUGACCAUCUACCCCCCUCUCAUCACACCUCACCCACUAACGGUUCAUCUCACCGCCAUCUCAAUGGAUACACAGGAAACGGUUACAGCCGAACCAAUGGCGACUCCCACGGAUUCUCCAGUGGCCUGAAACAUUGACUCAACACAUCAACACCAUUUUAACAACAGCAGAGGAAUGACAUCAACAACUUUUUGACAUGGUGCUUCUUCAUUGGGAAUAUAUUGUAUUUUUACCACAACUAAAGUGUUUUAAAAUGUUCAGAAAUCUUUUUUUAAGGCAUUGAUUUAUUUGCCGCAAUUCUCCUAACUAUGGUUAAAAAGGCAAAACUGUCACCUUGUUGAACAUUUAUGAUGAAAAAUAUUAAUAUAUACUUGUAUGAACACAAACAAAGCCUGGAGCUUAAACAUCUCAGCUGCUGCUCAGUGGAACUCAGGACUUGAAAACUUGUUAACAUCCAUCACAGAUAUCCACAUGCUUCAAUAAAGAAUGAAACAAAAGGGAAACUGCCUAAGAGAACUGUAAGGCAUCAUGUUGACUGCAAGUUUAAGAUGUCACCAUAUCGACAGAGCUGCAAAAUGUUUUGCUUUUUUUUUUUGGCUAUUUUUCUUUUUCUUUGAUCCCACUGGGAGCAGACAAACUGAAGGAGGGAGAUAUUCUUGAAUGAGGCAGACCAGUGCAGUGGCGGGAACAAGGCUUCGCUGACUGAUACCUCCACUCUAACCCUGGACAGACUUGAGGACAUUUCCCAGUUUUUUUCCUGUUUUGUUUUCAUUUUGCUCUGAAGCCUAAGAUUCACUCGCUGUAAUUUUUAAACUUUUUCACAAGAUGCGGAUUUUUCUCUAGAUCCUGGCUCGCUCUCUCUCCUCACACAUUAUUUUUCUUUUUAAAUGUUCAAAAAGAAAAGCAUCAAAAAUUUGUUAUCAUGGCUGUGGACCAUUUGUGUUUGCUUUUUAAUGAAAAAUACAGUUUGUGUCUUCUAGCAUCAUAAAAAAAAUACUGUGAAUUUAAUUUUGAACUGUACUAUCAGUUAUUUUUAUACAUAAAAAUCCUGUAUCAGGAUUAUCAGUAGAUGUUAUGUUGUUUUGCUCUGUUUUUAGAAAAACCUUGUUAAUUUUGACCAUAUUCUUUGGACAAAAGACAAUAAUGAGUAUGGUUAGCUUUUGUUUUUUUGUUUUGUUUUUUUUUUUUUCAAUUUUAGACAGACGUUGAAAAACUGCUGUUAUACCUUUUAGUUUAGCAUGUCAGAAUUUAUACAUUGUAUAAGGUAAAAGCCUUAAAAUACAUUUAUUAAUGGCAGAAAUUGUAAUUUGUUCUUGGUCUUUGACGUUGUUUACAAGUUGCAUUGAAAUGAAUGAAAAAUUCUGAUUGAGACGAAUGACGAGUUGCCAGGGACUUUUGAACAAGCUCCUGUCUGCCUUUAUAUUAUAUAGAAUAGAUUGAUUGUAUGUGUUGAACGAACUUUCACUACAGUAAAAUUAUGAUGUAGAUACGGUCAGGGAGGGUGUAAGCUGGUGGCACUCGUCUCUAUUCAGGUUUUGUUAAAUACACACACUUUUCUAGCGGUCAGGGUCAGCGAGGCGGCUCAGCUCACUAUCAUUUAUUCACAACACUGUUUCCAUGUUUGAAAUAACCAAAGACCUGGUAAGUUUUGGCGAGUCGAGCUCCUCUUACUGAAUUCACACAAAAGUUGUUCUCUGAUCAGCAUGUAUUUUUAUUCAAAGUCUUCAUCAAAGUAUUCAGGAGCAGUUUUCCCAAACCAACAUCAAACCAGGUUUAAACCUAAAAGCUGCACCACCUGUGGGUUGGUUUGAUCAAGUCUGGGGGAAAAAAAAAAAAAAAAACA